AUGAGGAAGGAAAUUGUGACAUUAGGUGGAAUAAAAAGCAUUAAGUUAAAGUUUGGGAAGGAUAUUUUUGAGAAAUUAAGAGAAAUUGGCCAAGAAAAAGUAAAUGUUGAAUUUAGAAUAAUUUUUGAGUCAAAAGAUGAUAAGAUAUUUAAAUUAAUUACAGAUUAUAUUCACUUAAUGAAUAGAAGAAUUUGUGAAAGAAAUAUAAAUCAAAAUGGAAAUGAUAACAUUCAUUCUUGUAUACUGUGUGAAACAAUCAUACAAGAAUGUGAAACAAAAAAUGGCAAGAAGAAGUUUACUAUAUUAUUAUCAAAGAGUGAUGAUUUAGAGAUCUUAUCUGAUGAAAUUUCUCAACAAAAUGGUGAUAUUUCUUUUCAUAUUAAAUGGAAUGUUAGGGAUAAACAAAAACAUUAUGAAUUAGUGGGUUUAUUAUCUCAAUCCAUUAUUUCCGAGUUUGUUUUUCCAACAUCAAUAUUACAGUAUUCAAAUUCUAGGUUAUUCUUAACUUUAACAUCCUCAGUUACCCAGAAAUUUAUUUGGAGUUCUAAUACAUUUUUAAUGAGUAAUUUUGUUAAAUACAAAAACAUUGAUUCUGAUUAUAAUCAUAAUAAUCAAGAUACAUUAAUUUAUUUAACAACUUUGCAAAAUGAAAAUGUUUUAUAUAUAUAUAAUGAAUCAAAGAAUAGAGUUAUUAAUAAAAAUCAGAUUAACCUUGAAGGAAUUAAAAAGUUUAAAGUUAAAGAAAUGAUUGAAAGAAGUAUUAAAUUACAUAGAGUUUUAGUCAAGUAUAGGAGACAGUUGGAAAAUUAUCAUUCUAUUAAAGUCAAGUGUGGUCAUCCAAAUCCAGAUAAAUUGAUUAUUAUUAAUCAUGAUUCUUUUCAACUUAGUAAUAUCAAUAAUCAUCAUAAUCAUAGUAAUAAUAACAACAAUAUUAAUCAUGAUCAUGCAAUUCAAAGUUAUAUUAACGAGAAUUAUGAUAUUAAUCAUCCCAAAAUGUUAGAAGAUGAUGAUUCAGAUUUAAUUAGAUUAAAGAAGCUGGAAAAGGUACGUGAACAAGAAAAUAUUAAGGAAUAUAUUAAAGUUUUAAAAAAUAAACAUAAUGAAUAUAAUGAGUUAAUUCAACAAAGUAAAAUAGAAAUGGAAAAAAGUAUAGUUCAAAUUAAUGAAUUAAAUCAAGAAAUUGACUUAUAUAGAAAUGACUUGAUCAAUAAAGUAUCCUAUUGUAUAUAUCCAAUUACUUAUGAAAAAAAAACUUCUAAUAUGAAAAUUAGAAACAUCUUACUCCCUUUAAUUAAUGUAAUCCAGAAUUUAGAUAAUAAACAAGAUUUGGAAAUAUCUACAUCACUUGGAUUUUCACUACAUUAUUUGGAAAUUAUUUCAAAUAUAUUGGAGAUACCAUCACCAAAUAAAAUUAUUGUAAAAGGAUCAUUUUCAGUAAUUAAUGAUAAUCCAUUGUAUUUUUAUCCAAAUAUGAAUAAAAAACAAAUAAUUAAAGCAUUAAAAUUUUAUAAGUCAAUCAUUUAUAACAUUUUAAAUUAUUUUAAUGUUAAUCAUCUCAAGUCAAAAAAGAUUUUAUCAUCAAAUAAUAUAUUACUUAUGCUUUUAAUAAUAAAAAAAUAUAUAACAAAUUAUCAUUAA
Molecule: messenger RNA, 1638 nt
Organism: Cryptosporidium ubiquitum
Lineage: Eukaryota; Apicomplexa; Conoidasida; Eucoccidiorida; Cryptosporidiidae
Exons: 1
Coding region: 1-1638 (545 amino acids)
Source: RefSeq, a predicted model, not a curated record